This is a messenger RNA of Durio zibethinus, 906 nucleotides long. RefSeq lists its product as uncharacterized. Lineage: Eukaryota; Viridiplantae; Streptophyta; Magnoliopsida; Malvales; Malvaceae. The record is from RefSeq and is a predicted model, not a curated record.
AAAAAAAAAUGAAAGAAAAGAGAAGAGGAAAAGAGAAAAAGGAAAAAGGAAAAUUUUGAUAAAAAAAUCUCUCAUUUUCCCCUUCAAAACCUAGGGGUUCUCUCUCUUUUUCCUUUUCUUUGCUUUCUCUAUCUCCAAUGGCAACCCAACAGAGGAAUGCAGCACCGGCAGCGAAACCAGGGCUAAGGAAGCCAGUGUUCACCAAAGUGGAGCAACUGAAACCUGGGACAAGCGGCCACACUUUGAUUGUCAAAGUGCUCUCUUCCAACGUUGUCUUACAAAAGGGUCGGUCUGUUUCCCAACAUCUCCGCCAGACCCGCAUCGCUGAGUGUCUUAUUGGGGAUGAAACUGGUUCCAUAGUCUUCACAGCUCGUAAUGAUCAAGUUGACCUGAUGAAGCCCGGUGCCACUGUUAUUCUCCGGAAUGCAAAGAUUGACAUGUUUAAGGGAUCAAUGAGGCUAGCAGUUGACAAAUGGGGGCGUGUUGAGGUCACCGAGCCUGCAAAAUUCAUAGUCAAGGAGGAUAACAAUCUCUCUCUAGUUGAAUACGAGUUAGUGAAUGUGCUUGAGGAGUGACAAAAGUUUUAUAGCACUAUAAAUCUAUAGAAAAAGAGUAGCUUCAGAGUUUUCAAAAGCUGUGGUGGGUGGUUUCAUCUAAUUUUCUGGUAACCUGAUACUUCUGCUAUUACCGCUCACUUUGUGAAUGGUAAAUGUAGUUUGGGUGGUUAAUAGGUUUUACUAAAACCAAAAGUAAUGCAGUAUGUUUUGUUUAGUAUGACAACUAUGUUAUGUUUUUAAUGCUGAUAGAUGGAAGCAAUGUUGAAUAUACUCUUGUUACUCCAAUAUGAAAAAAAAUGAAAGAAAGUGAAAAAUUCAUCUUGUUCUCAAAAGAUGAAAAGCCCCAAAG